Molecule: messenger RNA, 1207 nt
Organism: Triplophysa rosa
Lineage: Eukaryota; Metazoa; Chordata; Actinopteri; Cypriniformes; Nemacheilidae
Gene: nat8l2
Product: N-acetyltransferase 8-like 2
Exons: 2
Coding region: 237-917 (226 amino acids)
Molecular function (GO): N-acetyltransferase activity
Source: RefSeq, a predicted model, not a curated record
UGUGUCUGCAAUAGUUUCAUGUAGCUGAAAGAAACUGACUUUAAAUGUUAAAAACCCCGCGCGUUGCAGAAUGACCCUGCAGUAGCCUACAGAUCCUAAACUUUUGUGAACUUUGAACUGAUGUUUUAUGACGCUGACUCAGCAGCACGUGUGUCAUGUGAUUAAAAGUAGCCUACAAGUUCUAACAGACACGAGAGGAGCAUCGACUCGACAUCGAUAAGGACAUACUAUCAAACAUGCACAUCGUAAUCCGGCGAUAUGAGCCUUCUGACAAAGAGGCUGUUGUAACGAUUUACCGAGAUGCAAUUGAGGAGCACAUCAAUCCUGCAUUCAUGUUUGCCAUGACCCAACCUCUGUACAUCACUAUAAGUCUGUUCAUUUACAUUGGUUCUUAUGUGAUGGGCGGACAGUCUGUUAUUCUGGCCCUCAUGUCAGGAGGAGCUUGGGUUGGCCUGAUUUACUUCUGUUGCUAUGAGUUCUACUCUGGAUAUGUCCGAGAGAGACUACACACGGACAUGAAAGACAUCCCGGGUCACUAUCUCAGCCAUCCAGACAACUGCUUCUGGGUAGCGGAAGCCGAGAUGGACAGCAGACCUCAGAUCUUGGGUAUGGUGGCUGUGGAAAGCAAAUAUGACAGCGACGGAAAGAAGUAUGGAGAGCUUUUACGAAUGAAUGUGUCGUCCAGCUGUCGCCGCGCUGGUCUCGGUAAACGGUUGGCUAAAACUGUGGAAGACUUCUGCAGAGAACGUGGCUUCUGGAAGAUCAUACUGUCCACCUCUUCUACUCAGAGAGCAGCUGAGGCGCUGUACUACAAGAUGGGCUUUAAACGUACCCUGGUUAAUACUCAAUCUGAGUGCCCACAGUGGAUGGUCUGGAUGACGCAAGCAAAGAUUCUGUACAUGGAGAAGGUCAUGUGAUCGUUGACUGGCAGCAGGUUAAUACACACCUGAACUUUGUGUCUUGGUGGUUUAAUGUCAAAUCUCAUUAGCAGAUGAGUUAAGAGAUGAUGGCUAUGCCAUGUCCUUAAACUGUUUCUACAUGAUCUGACCAUGAAGAAUUAUUUAAAUUGAUUUAGGGGCGGUUUCCCAGACAGGGAUUAGUUUAAAACAGGACUAGGCCUCAGUUAAAUUAGAACAUUUUAAGUCCCAGUGAAAUAAAAUAUUACAAUUCUUAUUUUUUCAUUAAACAUUGCAGCUUUGAUAGUAAA